Columba livia (rock pigeon) is the source of this 4664-nucleotide messenger RNA. Its product is annotated as tropomyosin beta chain-like. Gene Ontology annotation, biological process: actin filament organization; muscle contraction. Gene Ontology annotation, cellular component: actin filament. The coding region runs from base 129 to 1169 and encodes 346 amino acids. NCBI's taxonomy places the organism in Eukaryota, Metazoa, Chordata, Aves, Columbiformes, Columbidae. The record is from RefSeq and is a predicted model, not a curated record. Gene Ontology annotation, molecular function: actin filament binding. The transcript has 8 exons.
CCAUACACCUUGCCUGGAGGCAUCAUGCACUCUGCCUGGUGUGGGAGGGAUGGUGUGUUCUGUCCAGAAGCCACUCUGCAUCUUGCCUUGGGGGGUGUAGGGACAGUGACCUCUGCCUGGGGAGGACUAUGUGCUCAGGAGGGCACACUAUAUCCUCUUUAGGGUGGAGGGGGACUGUGCACCCCGUCUGUUGCCUGCUAGAGGUGGGCACCGUGCGCCCUUCCUGGGGGUCUUUGUGGACUGCUCGGGGUAGCGCCGGACCAGGUCAGACCGUGGCAGCAGGAGGAGGAGCAGGAAGAUCAGGAAGGGAUGGAGGCAGGGUGGGCGGCGGGAGCGGCUGCUGCUUGAUCGUUUCCUGCCCGAGCCGGGCGGAUCCCACAAAGGGCUCGGCGGCGCGGCCUUCCCGCUGGUCGCUCCGUGCCAUGGCCGGCACCAGCUCCAUCGACGCCGUCAAGAAGAAGAUACAGUGCCUGCAGCAGGUGGCCGACGAGGCAGAGGAGCGCGCCGAGCACCUGCAGCGGGAGGCCGAUGCCGAGCGGCAGGCCCGGGAGCGGGCCGAGGCCGAAGUGGCUUCUCUGAACCGCCGCAUCCAGCUGGUGGAGGAGGAACUGGAUCGAGCCCAGGAGCGCCUGGCCACUGCCCUGCAGAAGCUGGAAGAGGCUGAGAAGGCAGCUGAUGAGAGCGAGAGAGGCAUGAAGGUCAUUGAAAACAGGGCCAUGAAGGAUGAGGAGAAGAUGGAGCUCCAGGAAAUGCAGCUGAAGGAGGCAAAGCACAUAGCGGAGGAGGCUGACCGCAAAUAUGAGGAGGUUGCCCGCAAGCUGGUUGUCCUUGAGGGAGAGCUGGAACGCUCGGAGGAGAGGGCAGAGGUGGCAGAAAGUAAAUGUGGUGACCUAGAGGAGGAGCUGAAAAUUGUCACCAACAACUUGAAGUCCCUGGAGGCCCAGGCUGACAAGUAUUCCACCAAGGAGGACAAGUAUGAGGAGGAAAUCAAACUUCUAGGGGAAAAACUGAAGGAGGCUGAGACCCGGGCAGAGUUUGCAGAGCGAUCUGUGGCGAAGCUGGAGAAAACCAUCGAUGAUCUAGAAGAUGAAGUGUAUGCACAGAAGAUGAAGUACAAAGCCAUCAGUGAGGAACUGGACAAUGCGCUUAAUGACAUCACUUCCCUCUGAGCCCCCCACUGGGCACCAGCACUGUUUCCCCCCACACACCUGCCUCACCCCUCCCCAGCUCAGCUGCUUGCCUGCCCAGCCAUCCCAUUACUUUCCCUGCCUGCUCUAUCCUCUCUGUCCUUCCCAGUCUGUGCCUGUGCGUUGGCUCUUUUGGGACAGGAGUUGGACCAGGGUGUUCCCACUAUACCCCUAUUUGUGGGGAGAUGAGGUGUAGGUGCUUAGGGGUGUUUGGCAGGGAAGGCGAACAACCCCCAGGACUUCCAUGCACUGGGCAGAUGGUGUCCAUGCAGUUCCAGGUCUGUGCCCUAGCAUUGCUCGGCAGGGAACAGAGCUGUGCCCAGGAGCCCUUUGCUUCAGUAGCUCCCUCUUCGGCUCCCUGGCAGCACAAACACCAGGGACUCCACAGCUCUGGCACUGGGGGGACACCUGCCCCCCACAUCCCCCCAGCAAAGCCCCCUGGUUCUGCUUGCUGAGCCCAGGGUGGGGGAUGACCUGCACAGGGGAAGCAGCACCUCCACCACCAAAACAGAGGGCUUAGGCCCAAGGGAUGGGGGGUGUCUGGCUGUGCAGGCAGCCUGUCCCCAGGCACGCAGCCCCCAAACCCCUUCUCCUCCCUUCCCCCUGCCUCCCUUCUGUCCUUUGCACAUUGCUCUUCAGUUUGCAUUUCAUGACUUUUUCUUUUCUGUUCUGUCCCUCUGGGUUACUGAAUUGGUCUCAAUAAAGCUUUUUCUUUCCUCCAUUUCUCCUUUGUUUCCUUCAUGUUGCUCUGUUCCUCAUCUUCUGCUUGUCUCAUGUGGGUGCUGGCAGUUGGGUGGUAGGAGGUGGUUGCAGGCAUCUCACAGCUGUGGGACCCCUGGGAUGGCUGUGGCUGAGCCCCGAGCAGCUCCCACACUGCCAGUUUUAGUGGGAUGGGGCCCUUUAUGCCUCUGCUCAGGGAAUAGAUGACUCCCACCACCCCCUGGCUCUCAGACACAGCUUUCCUCAUCUCGUGCCACCUUUUCCAUGAUUCUUUUGGACUAAAAUAGUGGGGUUAGACCUGAUCCUGUCCAUUCCCUGUCCCCAUUCCCAGACAUUGCCCACAAACAGCAAUCUCAUCCCUGGCAUCUCUCCUGCAUCACCCUCCUACACUGAAGGGGCUGACCCUUCCCUUAAGCAGCGAUCCCUGUCCCUAAACGGGUCCCUGGUCCUCAUCUUCCUCCUCCUUCCUCAGUAUCCUACCCCACUCCACAACUCUAUUCCCAAACUGAUGGACCUGCUGCCCUGUUCCUGCCCCAGGACUGGCUGCCUCUUCCUGCCAGCCCAGUCAUUCCCCACUGCUGGCUGGGCAGCAGCAGGGUUUCCAGCAAGGGUUUUGGGGAACACUGUCUCUUUUCACUAACUCACCUUUCUCUUCCCUCUGCUGCACUGAUGUCUCCAUUUUCUCUAGAGCUUUCUCAGCAGGAGGCCAGAAAAAAAUGCAUUCUCGCUAAUGAGCUUCAGGUCAUCCUUACCAAACUUAACAGCUGAGCUGCUGAGAACUCCUGGCUCCAGCCCAGCUUCCUGCACCCGGGCUGCUGCUGACCCUUCUCCCUGCCUCCUUUCGGCCAGGGUGGCUCAGAGCUGGGAGCCCCUCCCCACUGGGGUUAGGCAGUGUGUGGAGCCUUGGCUUAUUCCCCUGGGAGUAACUGCUCUGCUUAGGGGGGACAGAGAGCCCUCUGGAGCUGAUUGUUUUUUUUGUGGGAGAGGAACAAGAGUUUUUGCAAUGUCCUGGGAUGCCCACACAGUGAUGGCUGUUCCCCCUGGCAUCAGUCUGACCCUGCUGGGGAGGGAUGCAGUGGCUUGUAUCGCUGCCUUCCUCCUCUUGUCCCAGGAGUUGUUGGCCAGCCUCUUCCCCCACACUCUGGUCACCCCAAACUAUGCAGGGAGGAUCACCUUGGAGUGGGGUGGGAGGGCUGGGACAGGAGCUGGGGACCCAGCAGUGCCUGUUGCCCCAAACCUGGGGUGGAGGAUGGAGAAGAGCCUGGCCAGGAGUGCUGGGAGACAGGGCUUGGUGGGCAGAGCUCUCAUCUCAUCCCCAUCUCUAGAAGGAAGAAAGAUGCUGUUUUGAAGUGAGUGCCAGAGACUGACUUGGCAGCAGGCUGCCCAGCAGAGCUCUGCUCCUUCUCCAUCUGCUGUCCUCUCUGCCUGCCUUUCUCUCUUCUUCAUGGAGCACUGAUGGGUCAUGCAGCAGGCACUGGCUCUCUUCUUUUGCUGGCCAAGGAUUUAUGUGCUAGCCCACAACCGGAUGGUGGUGAUGCCCCAGGGCAGGACAUGCUGUGGGCAGAGCACAGAGACAGGACCAUGCUGGCAGCUGGCCAGGGAGAGGUACCUAUCAGCAGUAUCCAUGCUGUGAAGGGCCUGGCCAUUGGUAAAGGGGCAUCAUGGGAGAAUGGAAAUGCCAAAGAGUAGGGACUGCCCACCCUGAGUGACUGGCCCAGUUGGCCUGGCUGCCCCUGGAAGAUCCUGGAGUGGCUAGAUUCAUCCCUGCAAGUGGUGGGGCUGCUUGUGCAGACUCUGCUCUGCAGGGAUGCCCCAAGCAGCUGGAGGCUGGUGCUGUACUGAAAUGUCUGUCUGUGUGUGUGUGUGCAUGUCUGUGCUUGGUGUGGUGUGCAUGGGUCUGGCUGUGCCUCUGUAUGCUUGGGCUGUGUCUGUGUCCAUGUGUGUGGCUGGCUGUGUGUCCCUUGUGUUCACAGAGAGUCUGGCCAGCGCCAAAGAGGAGAAUGUGGGCAUUCACCAGGUCCUGGACCAGACCUUGUUGGAGCUGAACAACCUCUGAGCUGCCCUAGGGAGCCCCUGUCCCCCUUCCCUACUCCACACAUGCACCCCCCUGGCACACUCAGGACGUCAUCAGCUAAACUGCAUCUCAGCCAAAUCCACACACCCAUUGAGAAAGGAAGCCUGUGCAGCAUUACAUUGUGGCUCAGGGGUGUCUUCACAGUAUCACAGUAUGUUUGGGAUUGGAAGGGACCUCAAAAGAUCAUCUAGUCCAAUCCCCCUGCUGGAGCAGGAACGCCUAGGUGAGGUCGCACAGGAACAUGUCCAGGCGGGUUUUGAAUGUCUCCAGAGAAGGAGACUCCACAACCUCCCUGGGCAGCCUGUUCCAGUGCUCUGUCACCCUUACUGAGAAGAAGUUUUUUCUCAAAUUUAAGCGGAACCUCUUGUGUUCCAGCUUGAUCCCAUUACCCCUUGUCCUAUCAUUGUUGGCCACCGAGAAGAGCCUGGCUCCAUCCUCAUGGCACUCACCCUUUAUAUAUUUAUAAACAUUAAUGAGGUCCCCCCUCAGUCUCCUCUUCUCCAAACUAAAGAGACCCAGCUCCCUCAGCCUUUCCCCACUGCUCCACUCCCUUAAUCAUCUUCAUUGCCCUACGCUGGACCCUCUCCAGCAGUUCCCUGUCCUUCUGGAACUGAGGGGCCUGUGCACAGCCUGUUUGGCUCUGUCCUGUCUUCAUGUCCAAAUAUUAAAGCAGUUUGACAAAA